GUUUGGUUGUCAGUUUGGUGUUUGGGAUCUCUCCGUGGAUAAAUGCGGCUUUUCCCUGGGAGCGGCUGGCAGGCCGGUGCUGUCCCGGGGGUUGUGCGGCUCCUGUGCCGGCCUUUCGGGACGUACCUCCCGAGGAGCUGCUGCGUUGACAGCGCCGCAGAAGUUCCUACAGGCAGAGAUGAAGCCUGGGAAAUCAUCACAUCUAAAGGAUUUACUUGGAGUAAAAUAUCACUGACUUCUACAAUGGAAAAAUCAUGGAUGCUUUGGACCUUUGUUAAAAGAUGGCUACUAGCUUUGGCUUCCUGGUCUUGGAGUCUCUGCCGUAUUUGUCUUUUACCCUUGAUAGUGACUUUCCACUUGUACGGAGGCAUUAUACUACUUAUAUUAAUAUUUGUAUCAAUAGCGGGUAUAUUAUAUAAAUUCCAGGAUGUGCUGCUUUACUUUCCUGAACAGCCGUCUUCAUCACGCCUUUAUGUUCCUAUGCCUACUGGUAUACCACAUGAAAAUAUCUUCAUCAAAACCAAAGAUGGAGUUCUUCUCAAUCUUAUCCUGCUGAGAUACACAGGGGACAAUGCAGCUUAUUCUCCAACCAUCAUUUACUUUCAUGGCAAUGCAGGCAACAUCGGCCACAGGUUGCCAAAUGCUUUGUUAAUGCUGGUAAACCUGAAAGUAAACUUGAUUCUGGUCGAUUAUAGAGGGUAUGGAAAAAGUGAAGGAGAAGCAAGUGAAGAAGGCUUGUACUUAGAUUCUGAGGCUGUGUUAGACUAUGUGAUGACUCGGUCCGAUCUUGAUAAAACAAAAAUUUUUCUUUUUGGCCGUUCCUUGGGGGGAGCAGUAGCUAUUCACUUAGCUUCUGAAAAUUCCCAUAGGAUUUCUGCCAUCGUGGUGGAGAACACCUUUCUUAGCAUCCCUUAUAUGGCCAGCACUUUGUUCUCUUUCUUUCCAAUGCGAUAUCUUCCCUUAUGGUGCUACAAAAAUAAAUUUCUGUCCUACAGAAAAAUCUCUCAGUGCAGAAUGCCUUCUCUCUUCAUCUCUGGGUUGUCUGACCAGUUAAUUCCACCAGUUAUGAUGAAGCAACUUUAUGAAUUAUCCCCAGCUCGGACUAAGAGAUUGGCAAUAUUUCCUGAUGGAACUCAUAAUGACACUUGGCAGUGCCAGGGUUAUUUCACUGCACUUGAACAGUUCAUCAAAGAAGUAAUAAAGAGUCACUCCCCUGAAGAAAUGGCGAAAACAUCAUCUAAUGUAACAAUAAUAUAAUUGAUAUUCUUCUUUGGGGUAGGGUGGGGGGAGUACCUGCACUGUAACUUGAUUUGUGAUAAGUGGUAAAAGAAUGUCCAUUUUUAAAUGUAUGUCAUGUCUGUACUUGCCUAAAGAGUGAAAUUAAACUUGGAAAGAUCUGAUAUUUUAUUAAGGUGUUCCAGAUAACUUUUACAUUUGCAGCAUUGUAAAUGAACCAUUUUAUGUCUUUCUCAUACUUUUUUGGUAUGUCUGUCCAUAAAUUCCAUUUCUUUGAUAUGUACAACAGAUGCUAUUAAAGGAACUUGCUACAAAAGUAGUGCAGAAUGUAUUAGUUUAGAACAACAGGAAGCUCUUCAGUAUUCACUGCUGUAUGUGUGAGCUUUUUGGACAGCCAUUGUUAGCACAAUGAUUUGUUGCUUCUCUUAGAGUUUAUUUACAGUGUGCCAUGCAUGAGAUUAGUGUUUUAUUCCUUGAAAUUUUAUAUUAUGCAAAGUGGGAAGUCUUUAAUGUGCUAAAUAAUAUAAAAUAACAUUAAUGGUAGGGUAUACAUGCAGGUAUACUAUCCUGGGUUAUUACUAGUUUUUUAUGGUUAUGCAAACAUAUAUAUUUCAAACUGCAACUGAAAAUGAAAAAAACAUUUUCCCUGUUUUCAUUUUACUAUUUGUAUUGUAAUAGUACACAGAAAGUUGUAUGUGCCUAAACAUACUUCAGGAUUUUACCCAGGCAAUUUUACCGUGGAAAAUAGAAGUAACCUUCAGAAAGAUAGCAGUGCAAUCUAAGCUCCCUUCUGCCUCAAGCCCUCCUCACUGAUGUACAUGCAAACUAUUUGUUACUAGUAGUCUGCUUGUGCAUUUUGAGGUGGUAUUUCUCAAGGCAAAAUGGGUGGUCAUACAAGGUAAAAGUAAGUAUCUGUGUUAGUUUUUUAGGCUGGUGUAGUUAAAUGUAUGUGCCCUUUACUUAUACUUCCAAAAGAAACAAAUUCAAAUAAUUAUCAGUGAUCACUUGAUUAGAGAUUAAUGUAUACAGUUGUUACAGUAAGGAUAAUAAAAACGAGCAGGUAGUCCUAGGCAGUGAUAUUAUUGAGAGUAGGAAGGCUCUGCAGAUACUGACUGGAUCAAUGGGCCAAAGCCAAUGGUAUGAGGUUCAACAAGUCCAAGGGCUGAGUCCUGCACUUGCGUCACAACAAGCCCAUGCAGCACUACAGGCUGGGGGAAAAGUAGCUUGAGAGCUGCUCAGCAGAAAGGGACUUGGGGGUGCUGGUCAACAUCCAGUUGGACGUAAGCCAGUAGUGUGUCCAGGUGGCCAAGAAGGCCAAUGGCAUCAUGGCCUGUACCUACUCCAGCAGGAGUAGGGCAGAGAAUGUCUGUCUGUCAGGGCUGGUGUGGCCACACCUUGGGUUCUGUGUGCAGUUUUGGACCCUUCAUGACAAGAAAGACAGUGAGGUGCUGGGGUGUGUCCAGAGAAGGGCAAUGGAGCUGGGGAAGGGCCUAGAGGGUAAGUCCUGUGACGAGCAGCUGAGGGAGCUAGGGUUGUUUAGUCCAGAGAAAAGAAGGCUCAGGGGAGAUCUUUUCGCUUUCUACUACCUGAAAGGAGGUUUUAGCAAGGUGGGUUUCAAUCUCUUCUGCCAUGUCUCAAGUGUUAGGACAAGAGGAAAUGGCUUUAAGUUGUGUCAAGGAAGGUUCAGACUAGAUAUUAGAAAAAAAAUUUUUACUGAAAGAGGUGCUAGGUAUUGGACUGAGUUGCCCAGAGAGGUGGUGGAGUCACCAUCUCUUGAAUUGUUCACGAACCAUCUGGAUGUGGCACUUGGGGAUAUGGUUUAGGAGUGAUUAUGGUGGUGUUAGGUUGAUGAUUGGACUAGGUAAUCGUGAAGAUCUCUUCCAACCUUAAUUCUGCAAUCAAAGACCUAUGCUGUUAGCUUAGUUUGUUUUGGAGUGUGGGAACUGUUUAUAUCUCUUCUGCAGGUUUAAUUUCUCAUCUGCUGCAGCUGAUUUUGCCUCUUCCAAAUAUUUUUUUUGGGGAAGAGCAAACUGAAAAAUCUUCCACACAAUGUGUAUGAUUACCCUUCAGAUUGAAAUUUUUAAAUAAACUUUUAUACCAUGUUGUCCUGAUUCAGAAAAGCAUCUCAGCACACACCUAAAAUCUGUUUCCUGAGGGACAGUGGUAUUUUAAGCUUGUGCUUAAGUUCUUUGGUUGAAUAAAACUGCUUUCCAGAACUGGUGCCUUAGUGGUUAUGCCUCCUAAUGGAAUUACAGUUCUUCUGUACACAUGCAUAAUAGUUAUCAGCAAUUUGUAGAUAGGAUGAUACAUCUUUACUUAAAUGUGAUUUUUUUUUUAAUUUUUCAAUAUAUAUACAUACCAGAACUUGCUGCUUUCUCUGGUAAGUAUAUUUUGUGAUACUAUUAUUAAGGUUUUCUUAGAGUUGAUUGAAAAAAAUAAAGAUCUUUUGGGAUCUAUAGACCUAAAAUCGUAGAGCAUAGUUUUAAAUCUGAGUGAAACCAAAACUGUAUUUUCAGCCUUACAGUGGUGGUGUUUUUUGGGGUUUUUUUGUUUCUUUUUUUUUGGGGGGGGGCAGACAGGCAGGGCAUGUGGGGAAGGUAUAUUUGAGAAGUUUGGCUGUGGGGAUGGGAGGUGAGGCGGUGUUUGUACCAGCAGAAAGGAGUUAGCAGACAUAGUAUUUCCUUUCCCUGGUGUGAGCUGCUUGCAUAGAUUGUUUCAUCUACUUCACAUUACUUUAGAAUAGAGGUGGAAGGAGAGAAGGAAAAUUGGCAGUCAAAUACUGCUUUUUUAAAAAUCAGUAAUAAAGCUAAAAGAAUAGAUUAAUUGUUGGAGACAGAAUUAAGAGAAAGUAGUUGUUUGUUUCAGUUGUCAUAACUUGCCAUUAAAUGCAAUUGUGAUUUUUUUCCUAAAAUGUCAGUUUCUAAACUAACAUGGAUUUUAACGCAACUUCCCACCCAUCAAAACAAAAAUCUCAACCCAAAAUACCCCUAGUAUUACAUGGCACUUAUGUACAAAUGAAGUAUUCUCAUUUGGGCAUACAGUUGCAAAUCAGAGUCAAUUGUGUGAUGUUAGAUUAUGGCAAUCUGAAACUGUCCAAAGUGGGCUCUGUGUAAAUAUUACUUUUGAUUAUCAAGCCAUAUAUUUUCACUAUACUGUCUGCAGGACAUAAAUAUGAAACUUUGUCUGCUUUUGCAAGUAUUGAGUGUGAGAAGACACAGUUGUCAUAUGUGCAUCCUUUACACUUAAUGUGGUUUCUUCCACCUUCCACAUAUGUUUUGCUUCUCCCUUAAUGGGUUGGCCACAUACACUUGUGAAUGAAUGUUAUCAUGCUAUUUUUUGUUGCAUUGGCUGUGAAAUCCACUGAAAGAAAACAGGAAGGAAAUGAUGUUUUUAUGCAAAUAUUCCACUCCUGUGCAUACAGUACUUUAAGGGAGGGAGGAGGGGGAAGGAACUUGUUCUGACAAGUCAAGACUUGUUUUUGUUUUAUGGACUGUGUGAUGGAAACCCACACUUACCUGCUGCUAAAAACUGAACUGUAAGCAACAUAGUAAUAAUAACUUUAAAUUGCCAAAAUGUGUGCUAUGAUACUGUUGCAUUUAUUUAAUACCAUUAUAUGUUUUCUCAUAAAAGUUAUCCAUUUGUAUAUAGAUAUUUCUCAAGUAUUUGUCCUGUACGUAUGAAUUUCUAGUUUGGGAAAAAGUUGAGUUAUUUUCAUAGGUUUGUACAAAAGCUUCUUGGUUUAAACAUGCUCGAUAAAGGAAUUGUCUGUUUUAUAAGAGGAAAUUUAAUUUAAAAAAAAAAAAGGAAAAACAAAGGUGGAGGGGGGGCAGGAGUUGAACAGCUGUAGCAGUAGAGUCCUUGUAAGUAAGCAUAAGACCUUGUGUGCACAUGUGUGUGGUUUUAAUCAGUGGAAAUACUUGAGGCUUCCUGCUAACCCAAGUUUACAUUCCCAGUAUUUGUUUCUGAACUGUGAAAUGCAGAGAGAUAAGCUGUGCUUUCUUCUGAAGACAUGUUAACUGGUUUAGCUGCCCUCAUGUCCAUUUCUCAGGUAAAAUUAGAAAUAGAGCACAAAUGCAUUUGGUAGGCUACGGACAAUCUCUCAGCUGAAGGGCAGAAGGAUUAACUAUUUAUACAAAAUAUGCAUAUCAGCAUCUCUAAGCUAAUCAUUUGGGUCACGUUGGAUGUUCACAGUGAAGAAUGCAAGGCUGAAUUGAGAGUCCAAGGUAUGGUCUCUUCUGUUAGCAAAAAGAUGCAGACGUACCUCCAUUUGUAUUUCAUAAUUCAGUUCUUGAAAAGUACAUUUUUAUUUUUGUUAAUGACAUGUCAUUUUGCUGGAGGCACUUCUGCCAAAUAUAAAAUCAGUGCCUCUUGCAUGUAGUGGGAUCAGCCUGAUGAAUCCCAUUAGGUAUAAUUUGCAAUGCCAUCCUGCUUGUAUAAUUUAAAGUAGAACCCCGCAGAAGUGUAAAUAGAGAUAGCAUAUUGAAGUUCUAAAUAACACUUGUGUUUUGAAUUCAGAAACAGUCACUGGAUAUAAGAUGCAAGCUUUUUAUUUGAUUUUUCUUUAAUAUAUAGUUAAGGCAAAACUGUCUUAUAAAAUAUUCUUAAGUUUUGUAGACAAAGCGUAAAUGUGACUGUAUAUGUGCUAAUUGUGGCAAAGUUUUACAUUCUCAUUCUAGUCUGGUUUUUACAAUAAAGUUAAUUUUACAAAAAA
Neopelma chrysocephalum (saffron-crested tyrant-manakin) is the source of this 5947-nucleotide messenger RNA. RefSeq names its product abhydrolase domain containing 13 (gene ABHD13). Gene Ontology annotation, cellular component: membrane. The record is from RefSeq and is a predicted model, not a curated record. Bases 43 to 1257 code for a protein of 404 amino acids. NCBI's taxonomy places the organism in Eukaryota, Metazoa, Chordata, Aves, Passeriformes, Pipridae. Gene Ontology annotation, molecular function: palmitoyl-(protein) hydrolase activity. The transcript has 3 exons.